Molecule: messenger RNA, 1517 nt
Organism: Theobroma cacao (cacao)
Lineage: Eukaryota; Viridiplantae; Streptophyta; Magnoliopsida; Malvales; Malvaceae
Biological process (GO): system development; regulation of DNA-templated transcription
Molecular function (GO): DNA binding
Source: RefSeq, a predicted model, not a curated record
UUUGCAAUUAUUAACUACAUAUUUCACUUUCCUUUAAUUUUUUGGAUUUCUAAAAAUGGGAAAUGAACUAAUAUAUUUGACUUAAUCAUUAUAAAGUCAAAUACAUUUAAAUUUCAAAAAGAAGUCAAAUAUAUUUGAAUUAAUAGUUUGAAGAGAAACAGGAAACUUGUUCGUGAGAAACCUAUAUGUAUUAGAUUACACAUUCCUCAAGUCAAAGUUCGAAGGUUGAAGAGAGAGAAACAGGAAAUCUUGUUCUUCUCACACUCAAGUGACGACACAGCUUCAACUUGAUCGCUCUUUCCAUCAAUCAACCAUGCCAGACCACCUCCACUACCACUAUUUCGAUCAUUCAACCUCCACAUGGGUUCCACCUGGUUAUCGCUUUGCCCCGACUGAUGACCAGCUCAUUCUCCAUUACCUCUCCAACAAGGUCAAAGGACAGCCUUUACUUUCUGAAGCCGUCACCGACUGUGAAAUCUACGGCGAUCAAGACAAGGAGCCUUGGAAUAUUUUUGACGUGACCUCACCCAGAACGUUCUACGUCUUCACCAAGCUCAAGAUCAAGGGUAAGGGAAAAAGGAUUGAGCGAACGGCUGGUCGUGGGACUUGGAAAGGACAAAGAACCGAUCCAGUCAAGGAUUCUGACGGAAAUCAUAUAGGGUUAAAGAAGCUUUUUGUGUUUGAAGUUAAAGGGGAUGGUGCCAACAAUGUCAAUGGACAUUGGCUCAUGCACGAGUAUUCUCUUCUUACCCAAAGUGAUUAUGUCCUUUGCGCAAUCAGAAACAAAAAUGCCAAUGAAUCGACUGCUGAAGAAGUUGGACUUGAUCAUGUUGAAGGAAUUGAAGCCAUGAUGGAGGAGCCUGAACAAUGUAUUGGACAAGACCAAACUCUGAUGAGUAAGCAGGUUCAAGCCACCAACACUUGCAUAAAUAACCAACACACAAAAAGAGGCCUUGAAACUGAAGAAGACGAGACGCAACAGAAGAGGAUGAGGUUCAGCAAUUCAGUCCAAGACAAGCAAACUUGUUUCACGGGAGCAGCAACACCAGUAUCUACUUUAGCAUCAGACAAAUCAUUGGGUGAUCAGGAAGGAAUGACAGCUGAAAAACUUGAACAAGAAUGGGCACUUGAAGGCUUUGAAGACCAAAAUUUGGAUGAGCUGCUGGAGGCCACCAAUGCUCAAGAAUACCCGCAACAAGAAGAAAUGAUGAGAUUUAGCGACUACUGUGUGAUGGAAGACAUGUACAAGCAGCAUUCUUUCACUGCAGCGGCAGAACCAGCAUUGGGCAUUGAUUCAGAAUUCUCUUAUUCUAAUCCUCAACCUUAUACCUUACAUGACCAUUGCCCUCACUCUUUACCGGACAACAGCAUGGGCAACUGGUCUGAUUGAGCUCAAGGGCUAAGUGUAGCAUAUUUCAAAGAAUAGAGUGGAAGGCAAAGCCUUGCUCAAGAUUAAAUUAAUGGUGUAACUCUUCUUUGAUUAUAUAUACAUAUAUGUGGUUUGUCAUUCAUUCUCA